GGUGCAUUUCGGGACUUGUAGUUUUCUCCGCGGCCUUGUGGGCGUCGUGGUUUGGACUUCAAGGGGCACAGGAAGGAACCUGCGCGACCCGGAGUGGGUAUGGUCCUGAUGCCCCCUGAGAGGGCCCGUCAGCGUGCAUAGCUUCAUCCAGAGCUCCAGGCUUCUGACUCUUGGAGCUGAGGGCCCUGCCCACUUCUUCCUCGGGUGCUGUGCCGAGGGGCCCUGCCCCAUCGGAAGUGCCUUUCUGGGUCCAGCAUGAACUGGAAGGUCCUGGAGCACGUGCCCCUGCUGCUGUACAUCCUGGCGGCCAAGACCCUCAUCCUCUGCCUGGCCUUUGCGGGCGUCAAGAUCUACCAGCGGAGAAGGCUGGACGCCAAGGAGCAAAGCCUGGGGCCCGCCAAGAAGCAGCCGGCUGAGAGGAGGAAAGAUGACUGAGCGGCAAUGUGGAGAUCUGGCUAUCGAAAUAUCAGCACGGGUGGAUGGGCCCCAGCAGAGCAGGAAAAGGAGAGAGACUUAAUUAUCAAAUUAUCAACUGUGUGUCCGAGGACAAACUCCAAACCCAGAGUUUUAACUUCAAAUGAUGAGAAGUUUUGUAUGAUCAUAAAAGAGCUGGUAUUUUUAUUAAAGUAAAAUACCUUUGUA
This is a messenger RNA of Sorex fumeus (smoky shrew), 642 nucleotides long. RefSeq names its product small integral membrane protein 11 (gene SMIM11). The record is from RefSeq and is a predicted model, not a curated record. Bases 256 to 435 code for a protein of 59 amino acids. NCBI's taxonomy places the organism in Eukaryota, Metazoa, Chordata, Mammalia, Eulipotyphla, Soricidae. The transcript has 5 exons.